Dermacentor andersoni is the source of this 4733-nucleotide messenger RNA. Its product is annotated as forkhead box protein B1-like. Gene Ontology annotation, molecular function: DNA-binding transcription factor activity, RNA polymerase II-specific; RNA polymerase II cis-regulatory region sequence-specific DNA binding. Gene Ontology annotation, biological process: anatomical structure morphogenesis; cell differentiation; regulation of transcription by RNA polymerase II. NCBI's taxonomy places the organism in Eukaryota, Metazoa, Arthropoda, Arachnida, Ixodida, Ixodidae. The record is from RefSeq and is a predicted model, not a curated record.
GGCGUGGCCGGUUCGGGAAAACGGCUCGCUCAGUCGACGCGAGGUGCACGCAACGGGGAGGACCGGUCGGCGUGCGCUGGGCAACGCGUUGUGACGCCCGACUCCGCGAGAAGAUCUCCGACACGACUCCAUCCACCACGGCUGUGACUCCCAAGCAACGCGGCAGCAGCGCUGGCGCUUCGGCAACCAUGCCGAGGCCCGGCCGGUCGACGUACGGAGACCAGAAGCCGCCCUACUCGUACAUCUCGCUCACCUUCAUGGCCAUCCAGAGCUCUCAGGAGAAGAUGCUCACGCUUAGUGACAUCUACAAGUUCAUCAUGGACCGCUUCCCCUACUACCGCAAGAACACGCAGCGGUGGCAAAACUCGCUCAGGCACAACCUCUCUUUCAACGACUGCUUCAUCAAGAUCCCGCGCAGGCCCGACCGGCCGGGCAAGGGCAGUUACUGGGCGCUGCACCCAGCCUGCGGCGACAUGUUCGAGAAUGGUUCGUUCCUGCGGCGACGCAAGCGCUUCAAGCUGCCACGCCAGAUCAAGGACGCCACGGCUGUGGCGCUAGCCGAGCUGAAGCACUACGAGACCGUGUCGCAGAACGCCAUCCAGGAACAGGCCAAGAUGCGCCUCACCGCCCUGGCUGCGGCACCGAGUCACCUGCAGGGACACCACGCCGACGCCCUGAGGCACGGAACCGUGCUGCCCAACUACGCCAAGCAAUCGUUCUCCAUCGAGAACAUCAUCGCACCAGACGGCAAGAACUUCAGCGGCGUGCUGCCUCCGAGUCCCCCGUACACGACGUCGCCGCACGCGCCGCCCCACUUGAGGUCCCUCCCACCAUUCCCAUGCUCUCUGCCUUACGCGACCCAGGCGUCCUGGCACUCGACAUAUUCCAGCCUCGUGGCAGCCGCGGCCGCUGGCCGGCAAGACCUAAACGGCUUUCUGUGCGGGGCGAAGGUGCCGCCCGGUCACUACCCCCUCGCCGGCGUCGUGCCUGUGCCGCCAGGCGCCGGGAUGCCGUUUUCCCUACCGUCGCUGCCCCUCAAGCCGCCGGCUCUUCUGCCGGCAUUCCAGUUCCCAGGCCUCACAGCCGAGCAGUCUCUCUUGACAGCACAGAUGACAUCCCAAAUGACGUCGGCAGCAGUGACAACCACGAGGGUGCCGCCGCCUCCCAGACCGGACUCGGCGUCUAGUGAUAUAUCUUGCAGGUCGCUAGAUGUGGUGUCGGACGAAGUGGCGAACGACCCCUGUUAGUGACGUUUCACCCCUUCCUACGAACUCUGGUUCGAGCGCCACACUCCGCCGGCGUGGCCCACGAACAUUAUUUAUAAGGCGUGAGACGACUACCGUUGUGACUUGUGCAGCACCAGGUGAUGUGGAUGUGUGGAUGUGUGUGUCUGUGCUAGGUGUGCGUGUAAAUAUUUUUCCCUGGUGUCUCCACGUGAGCACUGGGUGCUUUGUAUAAAUGUACAGAUGACUGAAUGAAGCGUACGUUGGACGAAUCGAGAAGCAAUGAAGAAUGCAGCGGCGAGCGGAGAGUUAGCGCGAGCCUGCGACUCUUCAAUAUAGUUCCUUAUUUCUGAUAAUUCUCAAGAAGCCAAAGCGUUCGAAGCCGGCUUUAGUUUGAAGAAAUGAGAAAGAGCAUUGUCAAGGUGGAAAAUCAGGGCGAAGACCUCACAAUGGCACGUCUUGGAAACAGCAUGACUCGCCUCACAUGGCAGCAGCCUUCUCAGCACUCCAAACAGAUAGAUCUUCAGCGUGUGUUGCAUGUUCUCAACGGGCACCGCCAGAAAGCAUCCUCCCAUCGACAUAAUUCUCGCACGCAUCUUCUGCAAAACCACGCGGAGCUCUGUUCAGCAUAAACCAGCCGACAGGUCACCUACUAUAUACAACAGUACGCUUCUGGAAGACGCAACGAAGAACGGUAGGCAAAAGAUUUUCAACAAAGACGGUCUCUUUUCUCUCGAAACUCAAACAGUUCCUUUCUUUCACCCGCCGAAAACGAUCGAGGCCCUCGCGAGAACGAAAGCACCGUAGACACAAUGCACUCUUUCAUUCUCGACUUUCGUUUACGGACACGCGACGCCCCAAGGCAAGCACGCAUGGCAGCAAGCAGUUCUUCAAAAUGGCCACUGUUCGACAAAUACAUUGCUCUCUCUCUCUCUCCAGCUUCGGGAACUCAUCGGCCCUCUCAGACAGCGUGGUGCCUUCCUGCUUCAAAAAAGUCAACCGUCAGACACGCGGGCAAAAAGGAAAGGCGAAGAAGAGGGACUUCUCUCGCGAGAUGAUCCUCCCAGCUGCACGUGCAUGUCCCCGAACGAACGGUGUGCAAACGCCACAGGAGACACAGUGCCUCGGUUUUUCCAUCGAAGUGCCGCCAACCCUGCCCGGGCACAACGCACGUAUUCGCUCACCGCGGACGCUCCCUCCCACCGAGCAGCGUCGUCUACGUUCUGCAGGUGCGUGCCCAUCGUUUUCCUUCUUCUGAACGAUAAAAGAAAGCCUCGGUGCCCUAAAAGUCAAGAGAAGAACAAGCCCCGAAACGGGCACUGCGUGUGUGUCAUCCAGCCGCGACAAUAGAAGAGAAAGGCGCGAAGAUACAAGGACGCUAGAGAGAGAGAGAGAGAGAGAGGGAGAUGCCAUGCACUCUGCCGGCGCCGCUCGACACCCCCGCCGUUCCGUUAUUGUCCUCCUCCGUUUGCUCCUGGAAGGAAUGUGGACUUUCUCGCCGUUUUAAAAGAAGGUGCAUGCACCUAUGCGCAUGGUAUAGACCCCUCUACACGCGCUGUCUGUCCUGGUCACCAGCCGCCAUGGUGACACCGCCACCACCCCCUCCAGAAUCUGAAGAAUCGCGAACUACCCGCUGAGAGAUACUGUGCUGCAUGCAGUGUGCGCGCACCGCAGGAAGAACACAGGGGACACAUUUCUUUCGUUUCCGUUCCCGCACAGCACUGUGAGAGGAGAACCAAGAGAGAAAAAAAAAAGAGUAUGCUGUAUAGAAUAGCGAUGCCUUCCCCAGUUCUAGCAUAUUGGAAAGUACAUGCGCAUAUACACGUUGUGCCCCUCUAAAUUUAAGCGCUGCUUUCUUUCCUUCGUGCAUUCUGUCAAGUCUCGCUCACCUUGUAUGGUUGAAAGGAGCUUGCUGUUAAAAACUGCCUGUGCUAUCAUUUUCGCGAGUGUUUUAUCUAAAUGGUCUAAGGAAAGCUAUGAACACGUCACAUAGUGCAGUUGUCUCUUGUCACGAACCGACUCCCGGUGGUUCAAAUGUCGGCGUAGGGUCUCCUUGAUCUCAUACUACGUGCUACACAUCAUUUUGCAGCAUUUUCUUACUGUUAAAACUUGUAACCUACGAACUUUGCAACUUGAUUUCUUUAAAAUGAGGAAUCUGUCACCAUAGUAAACAAUCAAAAAAGGGAACCACCAUGAAGCCGCAGCUAAGAAAUUACUCUGUUCCAUAAAUUUGGAUAUCCAUGCCUUAUUUCUUUUACCAUUGGUUUCAGCGUAAUCUUGAACUCAAGUGAUUUGUACCUGCAGAAGAACUCAUGUCAUGCACUCAAGGGCGUUCAUAUUGUCGUCGUAUAGACACGCAGUAAACUUUCUAACAUGUCUUGUCUUUGUUAUUGGCAUGAAAGUUCUAACCACAUCAUUAGCAAAAGUGUGAAGACCAUACAAAAACGAUUACCUUCAAGUGCGUGCAUUGUACGUCACUCUUCUCUUUAUUGUUUUGUUAGGUUGAGUGCGAAGUGACGACCGUACAGCGUAUCACAUUUAAUGGUUCUGUGCACACGGCCCCACCCAAGCAGAUUGAUCAUGCAUAAUACAUACCGCAUCUGAGUCACAAAGCAGCUUUCGAAUCGGGGCGUAUAUGCUCACUUACUGAAUGCACACAAUGCAUCGCAAACGGUAGCCGCCCAAACAUCGUUUGCGUGCUCUUUGAUAACCGCAUUAUCGCCGCUAUUUGUCCGUUCCUUUGCAAUCUGUAUCCCGUGUUGACUCACUGGAAUCGCACUGAUUAACGGUGUCGAAAAACACGCGUGCGCUUGCAGCGGAAACCUAAAGAUAAACAACUCGAUGUCGUUUGUACUAUCAGUGCCUUACAAACGUACAAACGCAUGCCAGCUGGCAGUUUUUUUUUCUUCAACGUAUCAUACAAGGAAGGCAUUCCAUAUAUUAGACUUGGAAUCAGUGGUUGAUACAGACUCACACUGCUUGCUAUAAAUGAAAGCUGCUUGAUUGCCAGAAAGACAACUUUUUGCUUGGUGUUAAAGAACACAACUGCCUAUAUAGACAACUCGCGCGAGCGACAAGUCUGGAAGAAGAGCACAGCCUGUAUACACUUACUUUCGAGCAAAAAUGGUUCAAAACGCCUGCGGUCGCCAGGUCACACCAACACAAACUGCACGAAAAUGCCAACAAUGUCGGUGGUAUAUUCAGUGAAUCUGUCACUUCUUCAAAAGAGUUUAUCAGUGACCGAACUUCCAUUGGCUCUUUCCUGUUCAGUGUGAUAUUUGUGUUUGUUGUCUAACACGAGCGCACAUAAACAGACGCUAUAUUGCACAUGCAGUGCAGGACUGUGGUGGGCAUCGCUAGUCAUUUGGAUUUAGCAACACACGAUGGAGUACACUGAGAAAUGGGCACGCUUCGAGCUGUUGAUGUUGUCAUGUUUAUACCCUGUAGAAAAGUUUGUAAAAGCGAAAUAAAAAAAAAUGGUUCACGUGUCCAUGAACGUUGCUUGAGAAA